This is a messenger RNA of Psylliodes chrysocephalus, 1619 nucleotides long. The record is from the annotation of a GenBank genome assembly. Lineage: Eukaryota; Metazoa; Arthropoda; Insecta; Coleoptera; Chrysomelidae.
UAUCAUUUGUUCAUAAGAACGGUGUUUUGCGGUUUUGUGAAUGUUCUGUGCUCUGUUCUGUCAAGAGAGGAAAAAUCGUAACAAAAAUUGUGUUAAAAUGUCAUGAGUUGAAGAUACCCAAAAAUAGCCGAAAAUGAUGCGAUUUUCUCGAAAUUCAAUUCAGUUACUCAGUAACGUUAUUAGAAAUAAUUCAGAAAUAGUUUUUAAGUGUAACAAGAACAAGUGCUCACUGAUUGAAAUAAAUAUAUCGUACAAUUUCAUUCAAUGUGUUCCCUACUCUCAAGCCGCAAAAUCGAAUCUGCCCCUACCUCUAGAGAAUUUACUAAAAGAGAGCAAUGACAAAGCUCAAGAGAAACAGGAAGAAGAGGAAAAAAGGAAACAACGAGAAAAUUCAUGGAGAACUAUGAAACUGACUUUAGCCUUUUUCGGAUUGUCUUUCACAUGCUUCGGAGGCUAUUUAAUAUUUACCUUAGGAUCUCCUGAAAAGGACAUCAAUGGAGAACCUAUCAGGGAUGAUCUUGUUGAUAAACCUGUAGUUUUGCAGUACAUUAUCAGAACUUAUAGGGAGUUAGAUUAUUACAAAAGACUAAUUAAAGAGCCUUCAAGGGAAAAAUUGUUACCAGAUCCAUUGGAAUAUCCAUAUUUGCAACCUAAAUACACUCUAGUCUUAGAAUUAACUGAUGUGCUUGUACAUCCUGAUUGGACUUACAGUACUGGAUGGAGAUUUAAAAAGCGCCCAAUGUUAGAUUACUUCUUAGAAAGUUUACAUGGAUCAUAUGAAAUAGUUAUUUACACAGCAGAACAAGGCAUGACUGUGUUUCCUCUCAUAGAUGCUAUUGAUCCAAAGAAUAUAAUAGCUUACAAGUUGGUGAGAGAUGCCACUCACUUUUCAGGAGGUCAUCAUGUUAAGAGCUUAAAUAAUCUUAAUAGAGACCUGUCAAAAGUUAUUUGCAUAGACUGGAAUGCCAAAAAUGUAAAAUUUAAUCCUGAAAACUUACUAAACGUUAGAAGAUGGAGUGGUAAUGAUGAUGAUUCAUCAUUAGUUGACUUAGCAGCUCUUUUAAAAACUAUUGCUGAUAAUGAUGUAGAUGAUGUUAGAGAGGUUCUAAGACAUUAUAGUACAUAUGAUGAUCCUAUUGCUGCAUUCAGAGAGAAGCAGAAGCGCCUUCUUGAAGAGUUGGAGGCACAAGCACAGGCUAGAAAAGAACAAACUGCUACCAAAGCCUCAAGAUGGGCACCGAGUAUUUUCAAUCGAAAACCAUUUUAGUAACUAUUGUGAUUUGUAGUUGUAUUUUUUUUUUUGAUAAUUUAUGAAAUUUGUUUUCUUAAUUUGUACAUAUUUUUAUAUAGAAAAUUUGAUUGUUGAGGUCCUGAUUUUUCAUAUUUAUCAUAGUUUGCUAAAAGAAUGAAAUUGCAUUAUCUUGAACAUAUUGACAGACUUCUAAAAAUAAGAAGUGAACUGUUGCUUGUUUUAUAAUUAAUAUUGAAGUUAAACAAAAAAAAAAAACAUCCUACAAAUUAACGCCUAGACUGUUAUAGCAUUUUGUUUUUUUAAUAAAACUGAAAUUUUCCUAGUUGUAUCAUUUUUCAUUUACAUUAAAAAUAAUUCCAAAACAUAA